CAUCUGUAUACACUCGCCGCGAUAGCUAAGCUAAGCGACCUGCGCUUGGCACUUUACGAAGCUGUACGACGCGAAGAAGCGGUGGCUGCAGCUGCGGCCGUUCUGAACGCGCAUCCCCCCGCUCCUCUUCCCAUCGCCCCGAGGGAACGAGCUUGCUAUUCUGAGCGUUAUUCUCUCCCACCUCAACUCCCUAGUGGCGCCUGUUCUUACUAUAUUUUUCGCGACCAGGACGGCGUUGUCGUCGGAGCUCCAGCCAGUCGUUCAAGACCCCGUGCCUCGGUGCCAAGAAACGGAACGGACCAGUUUGCUGCUGCCGCCGCCCCUCGACCGCCCCGCCGCCGCCGCCGCCACCACCGCCACCAUUGCUCUUCGCCGUAGUAACCUUUGCCGGUGGUGCGCCGUCCUCGACCCGUCGCCGUCGUCCUCGCCAUCACCGGGCACCGAUCUGCCGCCGCGAAUGGAAAGCCGCGGCCUGGGCCUCAGCUCGCGACUCUUCAACCAGUUCAUCCUGCUCAAACGCACCUCCUACGAUCCCAUCCUUCGGUUGAGAACGGAAAGAUGAAACUCGAGGAGUGCAGGAUUGCCACCAUGGAGGUGCGAGCCCUGUCUCUGAGGGCCAAGCUGCGCAAGUUCGCCAAGGAGCAUUUCUUCCUGCUCUUCACGCUAGGCGGCGUCGUGGCCGGUGUGGUGCUGGGCCUCGGACUGCGACAGGCGAGCCCCAGCGAGUCCACCAUCAUGCUGCUCGGCAUGCCUGGCGAGGUGUUCAUGCGGUGCCUGCGCAUGCUCGUACUUCCCAUGAUGAUCGCCAGCAUCAUCACAGGCAGCGCCAACCUGAGCGGUAAGGCUAAAGGCAAGAUGGCCCUGCUGACAUUCGCCAUUUUCAUCGGCACCAGCUUCGUGUCGGCACUCAUUGGGCUGUCGUUCGUCACCAUUAUCCAUCCCGGAAGCCCCGAGCUCAAGUCUGAGCUCGAUGUUGAGGACGAAGUAAAGGCCAGUGCACACCUGCUAGACACAUUUCUGGACCUCGUCAGAAAUGCGUUUCCCGAAAACCUCGUAGAGGCUUGCGUUGAGCAGGGUUACACAUCGUAUGAGAAGAAAAAUGUUUCAAUAAGAGGAGAACAGGCGAAAGAAAUUUCGAAGAGGAACUGGUCGAGAAGAAGCGGAACCAACUCCUUAGGCUUAAUCGUUUUCUGCGUCGUCUUCGGGGGCGCAUUAGGCACACUCGGCAAGCCAGUUGAAAUCUUGAAGCAGUUCUUCGCGGCACUGGACGUGGUCAUUAUGAAGCUCGUCUUCCUUGUCAUGUGGAUGACACCAGUGGGAGUGAUGAGCCUGCUGUGCGCGCGCAUCCUUUCGGUGGGCAGCAUCGUGGCGUUGUUCCACCAGAUGGCGCUACUCGUCGCCACCGUGCUGUCGGGUCUCGCCGUCGAACUGUUCGUGGUCGAGUGCCUGCUGUAUUUCUUGGUGACGCGGAAGAAUCCGUUCAAGUUUCUCGGCGAGCUCGCGUACGUGGGACUGUGCGCCUUCGUCACGGCCGCCAGUGCACCGGUGAUGCCGUUGACGCUCAAGUGCCUGGAAGAGAACUGUGGGCUCGACAAGCGCGUCACGAGGUUCGUGGUGCCAGUCGGCGUCACGGUCAACAUGAACGGCACUGCACUCUUCAUCACAGUCUGCAGCAUCUUCAUCGCGCAGCUCAACGACAUCGCCAUCUCGUCGGGAGACUACUUCGCUGUCCUAAUCACGGCGACAGCUGUGAGCGUAGCAGCGACAUCGGUUCCCAGCGCAGCUCUCUUCCUCAUGGUGAUGACGCUGUCUGUUAUCGGCGCACCGGUCAGCGACGUCAGCCUCCUGUUCACCGUCGAAUGGCUACUCGACCGCGCGCGGACGACAAACAACUGCUUGGGCGACUGCUUCACGAGCGCAUUGGUGGACCACAUAUGCUUCCGGAAAAAGCCUUGCGAACUCAACGAGGUCGUCGUCGUCGCCGCUGACGACGGAGCGGCCGAGAAACUGCGAGACUCGACGCUGUGAUCGAAAUCCCGCAACUACAUACGAUCCAAGAACGCUCACAACGAUUCUCAUUCGUACGCGGUGCUACGAAAAAAAAAAGAAAGCGUGCCGCAAUGCAACGAACUCGCACAGUGCAAGAUGUAGUACAU
This is a messenger RNA of Rhipicephalus sanguineus (brown dog tick), 2156 nucleotides long. RefSeq names its product excitatory amino acid transporter 2-like. The transcript has 10 exons. The record is from RefSeq and is a predicted model, not a curated record. Gene Ontology annotation, cellular component: plasma membrane. Bases 559 to 2028 code for a protein of 489 amino acids. NCBI's taxonomy places the organism in Eukaryota, Metazoa, Arthropoda, Arachnida, Ixodida, Ixodidae. Gene Ontology annotation, molecular function: L-glutamate transmembrane transporter activity; neutral L-amino acid transmembrane transporter activity; glutamate:sodium symporter activity. Gene Ontology annotation, biological process: L-glutamate transmembrane transport.